AUGAACUGUGUACGCUGCAAGAAAAAGCCCUUUUGUGUGUGUGUUUCUUUAUUGCAGCCUCUGGAAGUAGAAUAUGUGAAUUCUGAAUAUGGAAAGAACGCAGUGAGAAUCCUGUACGUUAGACGGGAAGGCCAGGUACACUGCAUUAAAGAACUGGAAAUCUCUGUACACAUCAGACUCAACACUGUGCGUGAAUACUUGAAUGCCGACAACUCCAGAGUCAUCCCUACAGACACCAUAAAGAAUACAAUUGAAGCCCUGGCCAAAUGCAAUGGGAUCAGAACAAUAGAGGAGUUUGGGCUGGAUAUCUGCGAGCACUUCAUUAAAGCCUUUUGUCACGUGGUGUAUUGCAAUGCCUUUAUCCAAGAGGUUCCCUGGCAGCGCCUAGAAAAGGACAAUACUCCCCAUGCGCAUGCUUUUCUCUACAGUUCUGAAGGAAUUCGGUUUUGUGAAGUGGAACGGACUCAGGACAAGCCUCCAAUUGUUUUUUCUGGCAUUAAGGAUCUAAAACUUAUGAAAACAACCCAAUCUGGAUUUCAGGGCUUUCUUAAAGAAAGAUACACCACACUUCCAGAAAGGAUAGAUAGAGUGUUGUCUGUGGAAACACUCAUCAAAUGGUGCUAUGGUGACUGCUUGGAUGGCCUUGAUUAUGAUUCCAUAUGGAGAACUGCUCACGAAAGUAUCCUUGAUGCUUUUGCUGGUCCACCAGAAACAGGCCAUUACUCACCUUCUUAUCAGAAGACAGUCAACUGUAUUCAGACAUACAUUCUGGAAAGAAUCCCACAGAUUGAAGAGGUAGAAGUGAUCCUGUCUAACAUCCACUAUUCAGUGACAAAUUUAGAAAAACUGGGAAUAAGCAAUGACAAAGAGAUUUUUACACCUCAGGAGACACCAUUUGGUGCUUGUGCAUCCACACUGCGUAGGAAGGAUUGUUCAAAAAACCUGCGUCAUAUGCCAGUAGACUGCAAACCCCAUUCUUUUAUUGGGUGGAAAUUUAGCCGUGGAAUUUACUGA
Messenger RNA from Pseudonaja textilis, 1014 nucleotides. The record is from RefSeq and is a predicted model, not a curated record. NCBI's taxonomy places the organism in Eukaryota, Metazoa, Chordata, Lepidosauria, Squamata, Elapidae.